UCCAGUUUUUCAUUACAGAUGGAUCGUCUUACGGAGUCGUUUUCAGUUUGUUAGAUGCCUUGGAUGAAUUUGCUAAGCCUAGGGAUCACAAAAAAGGAAAGUAUGAGAUGACUAAUCUCCAGACGAUCAUAUUUUGGAUAAGGUCGAUAUAUGAAUAUGCUAUACUGCUACAUGGCUUAAAGGAGAAACCUUUAAUCAAUGGAAUUAUAGCAUCUCCGACGAUUAGUCUAAUUGGGACGCACAUGGACCUACUCACGGGGAGUGAUGCUGAGAAGCAGGCAAAGAUUGAUGACAUGUUCGACAGAAUAUUUAAGGAACUCGAAGGAACGCCAUACGAACGUCACGUAGAUCGUGAGAGGUAUGCCGUAGACAACACCACAUCACUGGAUGAAGGGAUUCAAAGACUGAAAAGAAACGUAGGCGGUUUCAUGAAAGCAAUGGCAAGAACUGUUCCAAUAAAUUGGAUGGACUUCCAAAUUGAGGUACAAGAAGCCGGGAAAACAACUCUGCGCAUGUCCUUAGAUAAGGUAUUGUGUUAUAGGUAUAGGUAUUGUAUUAUAAGAAACUCUAGUAAUAAAUUAAAAUAUUUCUUCCAAGGCCGUAGGAAACGGUUGGGCUGCUCCGGAAGGCCGUAUAUGCUGCUCAAGUUUUCGGCCCAAAAAUUCAAAAAUCAAUAUCGUUUGUGUGCCAAAAUU
Messenger RNA from Anneissia japonica, 695 nucleotides. RefSeq lists its product as uncharacterized. The transcript has 3 exons. NCBI's taxonomy places the organism in Eukaryota, Metazoa, Echinodermata, Crinoidea, Comatulida, Comatulidae. The annotation marks the transcript as partial. The record is from RefSeq and is a predicted model, not a curated record.